UUUUCCAAGGAGAAAUACAUCCUCGACUCGUCACCGGAGAAGCUUCAUAAGGAGCUGGAAGAGGAGCUGAAGCUGAGCAGCACCGACCUGCGCAGCCACGCUUGGUACCACGGCCGCAUCCCCCGGGAGGUGUCGGAGAGCCUCGUGCAGCGGAAUGGCGACUUCCUCAUCCGCGACUCGCUCACCAGCCUGGGUGACUACGUGCUGACGUGUCGCUGGCGCAACGAGCCCCUCCACUUCAAGAUCAACAAGGUGACGGUCAAGUCCAGCGAGGGCCAUACCCGCGUCCAGUACCUCUUUGAGCAGGAGAGCUUUGACAACGUGCCUGCCCUCGUCCGCUUCUACGUGGGCAACCGCAAGGCCAUCUCUGAGCAGAGCGGAGCCAUCGUCUACUGCCCCAUCAACCGCACCUUCCCGCUGCGCUACCUGGAAGCCAGCUACGGGCUGGCCAACGGCAAGCAUGGGGGAUCCCACAGCCCCGCCACCCAGAAAGGGGGGCACAUCAAGAGGAGGAGCAUCACCAUGACAGACGGCCUGACAGCAGACAAGAUCACCAGGGCUGAGGGGUGCCCGACCAGCGUGUCCCUGCCCCACCACAGAGACAUCAUUCGCAACUGCGCCGUCAGCGUGGACCAGAUCCAAGACCUGCACUCCCCGAUGUCCCCCAUCUCCGAGAACCCAGCGUCGCCCGCCUACAGCACGGUUACACGGCUAAAGCCACAUGCCUGCCAAGCCACUGGGAUUGUCCCGGCCUCUCCAGUCAUAAGAAGGUCCAGCGAGCCCCAGCUGUGCCCGGGGACCAACAGCAAACCUCUGCCAGACCCUGCCCACAGCACCCACUCCACUCCCUGCCACGGCUAUGCCCGUGCCUCCCCCUCUCCCUCUGUGAACAGCUACAGCGACCCGGACACGGGGCAUUACUACCAGCUCCACCCCACCUCGCCCGUCAGCAGAGACCGGCCAGCUCGUGACACCAAGCAGCCGCCAACAAAGAGCUACGUGGAGAGGCUAAAGGUGGAGGAAGGACAGAGAGGGACUGUGGAGAAGGGCUCCGGGGAAGCAGAGGCAGGGCAGAGGCUGAAAGGAGAGCUGGACUUUGUGGGCUUUGUGCCCCCCACCAUGGAGAUGACCUCCUCCUUCAACCCUGCAGCCUUCCAGUCCUUGCUAAUCCCCCUGGAGAACAAACCUCUGGAGAUGGCCGUGCUCAAGAAGGUCAAAGAGCUGCUGGCAGAGGUGGACGUGAAGACGCUGGCCAAAUUUUUUUUGGACUGCCUGGUCGCCCGGAUAUUGGGUGUGACGGUGGAGAU
Molecule: messenger RNA, 1307 nt
Organism: Eurypyga helias (sunbittern)
Lineage: Eukaryota; Metazoa; Chordata; Aves; Eurypygiformes; Eurypygidae
Product: SH2 domain-containing protein 3C-like
Exons: 5
Biological process (GO): positive regulation of peptidyl-serine phosphorylation; small GTPase-mediated signal transduction
Molecular function (GO): guanyl-nucleotide exchange factor activity; phosphotyrosine residue binding
Source: RefSeq, a predicted model, not a curated record